Messenger RNA from Platichthys flesus (European flounder), 3508 nucleotides. RefSeq names its product opiate receptor-like 1 (gene oprl1). NCBI's taxonomy places the organism in Eukaryota, Metazoa, Chordata, Actinopteri, Pleuronectiformes, Pleuronectidae. The transcript is spliced from 6 exons. Gene Ontology annotation, cellular component: neuron projection; membrane. The record is from RefSeq and is a predicted model, not a curated record. Gene Ontology annotation, biological process: neuropeptide signaling pathway; sensory perception of pain. The coding region runs from base 208 to 1323 and encodes 371 amino acids. Gene Ontology annotation, molecular function: neuropeptide binding; nociceptin receptor activity.
AACACAACGGUAACGCAGAGAGCAGGAGUGUGCACGAGCAGGAGUGUGCACGGUAACGCACGGUAACGCAGAGAGCAGGAGUGUGCACGAGCAGGAGUGUGCACGGUAACGCACGGUACCGCAGAGACUUCCAGCAGCAGCGGUGCAGAGCUCCGGUCUGCGCGGAUCUGUGGAGCUUUGCGGACCAGAGGACACCUGGGGACGGACAUGGAGUUCACCGAUGACUUCCUGCUGGCCGAGCUCGGCCACCUGCAGCUCUACAACGAGUCGCUCUUUCACAACAACUUCACCGGCGGCUACAACGAGACGGAAGCUCUGCUGCCGCUGGGGGUGAAGGUCACCAUCGUGGUGGUCUACAUGAUCGUCUGUGUCAUCGGCCUGGUGGGAAACUUCCUGGUCAUGUAUGUCAUCAUAAGAUACACCAAGAUGAAGACGGCCACGAACAUCUACAUCUUCAACCUGGCUCUGGCCGACUCUCUGUUCCUCGCCACGCUCCCGUUUCAGGGCACCGACGUGUUCCUGGGCUUCUGGCCGUUUGGCAACACUCUGUGUAAAGUGGUGGUGUCCAUCGACUACUACAACAUGUUCACCAGCACCUUCACCCUGACGGUGAUGAGCAUGGACCGCUACGUGGCCGUGUGCCACCCGGUCAAGGCUCUGGACAUGAGGACGCCUCACAAGGCCAAGGUGGUGAACAUCUGUGUGUGGGUGUUGGCUUCGGCCUUUGGGAUUCCAGCCAUGGUCCUGGGGAACAUAGAAGAAGAGCAGGAGCACAACAGUGUUGAGUGCAUCAUGGUCUUACCUGAACCAAGGAGUCACUGGGACCCCGUGUUCGGCACCUGUGUCUUCCUCUUCUCCUUCCUCAUCCCUGUGGCCAUCAUCAGCAUCUGCUACAGCCUGAUGGUCAAGCGCCUGCGCAGCGUCCGCAUCCUGUCCGGCUCCAAGGAGAAGGACCGCAACCUGCGGCGCAUCACCAGGAUGGUCCUGGUGGUGGUGGCAGCCUUCGUGGUGUGCUGGACUCCCAUCCAGAUCAUGGUCCUGGCCGAGUCGCUGGGCUUCAACCUGAGCAGCGUGUUCACUCUGGUCCUGAUGCACUUCUGCAUCGCGCUGGGCUACGUCAACAGCAGCUUGAACCCCGUGCUCUACGCUUUCCUGGACGAGAACUUCAAGCGCUGCUUCCGCGAGUUCUGCCUCCCGUCCCCGUUCCGCCUGGACACCCAGCAGUCCGGCCGGAUGAGGAGCAUCGCCAGGGAGGUGGCGGCCGCCUACAGCUGCAAGGCUGGAGAUGGGGGGCUUGGUGGAGGGACGCCGAAUCCUGCAUGACUAGACGUGGAGCUGCCCUUGGUGGGGGUGGACCCCCAGCAGAGGAGAGAGAUGCAGGGCACAGGGAACUCCAACACAGAAUUGACUCAGAUCACAGCUCUCUAGCGGCACGAGCCCUCCCGCCCCCCGACUAGAAGACUCGCCUGGGGCGGGGGGGAGGGAGAUGAAGAGGGUGAGGUCGAGAGGAAAAGAAUUUAGGAGAUGGGUCGAGUACUGGGAUGAGUGGAGCGGUGCGUACACACCUUGGGCAGGAGAGUGCCAGAACCAGCUGAUCCUUCAUCUCGGAGCCUUGAUGGACGUCAACAUGAUGUCACCUGACUUUACCUCUGAUACCAAAUCUCUGAAACCACCAUGUGCUGCUUGGGUGUAGAAAGACUCUCGGUGUGAACUGGUUUACUGGUCCUUCAGUGGUUUAGAGCAGCAAACAGACAGACGGGGUCCUAACCCUGACCCUGACCCUGACCCUGACCCUGACCUUCUGGGUCUUUAUCAUCUGCUGCUGAUCUCAUAUCAGGCCUCUGACAGGCCAACUCAAUGUGACAUGAUAUUUGAAAUAAGAAGUUGGAUGUAAACUUUAGUAUAAGAAAAGAAUAACGUGCCACCAGCUCCUCUUGAACACUAUUUCCUGAGCUGAGUCUCGACCCAGAGAGGCUCACGUGAAUGUUAUUUAUCACAGCAGCAACAUUUCUAACGUCCGGAAGUGAAAUCAUUCUAAGAAUUCUUUUCCUAAAAGUGAUUCUCAGAGUUUUUGUGAUUUUUAGAAACUUUCUAUCAGGACCGCUGGGCUGUUGAAAGUGAAGCUUUGAACCUGAAGGAGGAACUCAACACCAGAGGUUCAGAGGAAUCUUCUCUUCUUCUGUGACGGUUCCUGUUUGUGCUGCGUCCACAUGUGAAAUCAGAAUCAUCACGGAUCCAAACACAAACCCUCCUGCAGGACAUCGCAGCCUUGAUUGUUCUUUAACACAACCUGGUAAAAAACAGGUCAAAGCUGUUUCUGUUAUUUGCUGCAGCACGAAGAUAAGAGGCCUUAAAAUCACCAGGAAAUCUGAAUCAGCUCGAGAAAUCAAGUGAUUAAUGAUUGUGAAUUCUUAAAUAGAGUAAAGAUUAAAAACAAUGCAGUCAUCUUUUGGCCUGCUCACCAGACAGUGUCACACAACUGUGAUUGUAUAUUUAACACAACAUCUUUGGACGUUAAAUCAAUCUGUGUGGUUCUCAGCUGAGGAUCGAAGUCUGGGGAUGAAAAGACCGAAUCUGGAUUUGAACAAAACCCAUUUUUCAUCUGUGCAGGAUCACUGUCGUGUCUUCUACUCACUUGAGUUUAAAUGUGAAGCAUCGUUAAGCUCCUGUACGUCUCAUGCAGGUCGACUGAUGGUGUCUUCACAGCUCUUCAGAAACACUCUGUGGUUCCCACCAAACCUGAAGGACUCUGUCACGUGAGAUUCAAUACCUAGUCUAUGUCAAGAUGCAAACAGAACCCUGGACCAGCCACUGGAGACAGGUCCUGGUUCUGACCCGAGCUGGUGGGUCGUCAGACCGGUCGGGCUCAGGUAGAACCAUCCAGGCUCCUGCAGAACCCGGUUAAAUCCCCCGAGCUGUGUUCUCCUCAACUGGUCCGACCAUCAGUCUCCUCAGCCGGGCGUCCCCCUCUGUCUUCUUCUAAAGACACCGGCUGAAUGUUUCCAUCACUUGUUGUGAACGCAGCAUUUUGGACAUUUUGGAUAGUUUCCAUUUGAUUGUUCUGGGAUCAAAUCCCUGUCCCUGUGAUUCCUACCAUGCACACGUCCAGCACACUGAACCAGAACAUCCGACUGUAGUUCUGGAUGAUUCUAGAUAUCAAUUAUAGACUGAGUAUAAACUAGGUCAUGAAAAACUCUGCAGUCUUAUUCCUGCAGUCGGAGCAUCAGCACUGAAUUCCUGAUGGAGACAGAAGUGAACGAGCAGAGAGAAACCAGAGGAAGAAUAUAUAAUAUGAUUCAUGUCAAAUCCAGGUGUGAAGCAGCAGUGAGACAGAGACACUCAGAUCCUCCCACUGGGAGGGUCAAAGGUGAGGCUGGUUUGCAGGUGAUGGUUCGAAUCCCCUGUAUCAGGCUCUUUGUGAAGGUGAAGGAAACAGGAAGUGUAAUCACAGAUGUUUGUGCAGUGACUGGUUCAACUGGUUCUUCCAGGUGAGUGGCUGCAGGUGGGU